Messenger RNA from Cololabis saira (Pacific saury), 1831 nucleotides. RefSeq names its product Rh blood group, D antigen (gene rhd). Gene Ontology annotation, cellular component: plasma membrane. The record is from RefSeq and is a predicted model, not a curated record. Bases 87 to 1442 code for a protein of 451 amino acids. Gene Ontology annotation, biological process: ammonium transmembrane transport; ammonium homeostasis. Lineage: Eukaryota; Metazoa; Chordata; Actinopteri; Beloniformes; Belonidae. The transcript is spliced from 9 exons. Gene Ontology annotation, molecular function: ammonium channel activity.
GCUUUGCUGGUUGCGCCCACUUUUAACCCGUCGUGGUGACUGAACGUGCGUCUCAGAUGUGACUGCUCCUCACAAAAACAUCUCCAAUGGCUCCUAAAUACGCUCCAAGCCUGCGCUCCCGUUUGGCACCUUUGCUGCUUUUUCUGCAGACAGGUUUUAUCAUCAUAUCUGCGUUUUUCUUUGAAAUCGAAAACAACAUAAACCUUAAAAAGGAUUACUUCAUCAACGUUUACCCAGCGUUCCAGGAUGUGAAUGUGAUGGUGAUUUUAGGGUUUGGAUUUUUCAGCACCUUCCUUGUGCGCUAUGGUUUAAGUAGCUCUGGGUUCAACCUCCUUGUAGCUGCCAUGGCCACACAGUGGGCAAUCAUUCUGAACGGCAUCGAGUCCUGUUACACCAGAGGAAAGAUUAAGGUCGAUUUGAAAAGCAUUUUAGUUGCAGAGAUGUGUGCAGCUUCUGCCCUCAUUGCAAUCGGACCCAUGCAGGGGAAGAGCAGCCCCGUCCAACUCAUCCUCGUUGCACUGAUGGAAGUGUCAGGAUUCAUCUUGAGCGAAUGGCUCCUCCGGGUUCUCCUGGAAGUCCGACCUCUGAGUAGCAUCAUGCUGCUUCACAUCUUUGGGGCCUUCUUUGGACUCACGCUGACAUGGAUCCUGUACCGCAAAGGCUCAAAUCAGGGAUUUGAGAAAGAGAAAGUUGACAAGAAAUCUGGAUUAUUCUCCAUGUUGGGGACUGUGUUUAUCUGGAUGUUCUGGCCCACCUUUAAUUCAGUCCUUGUGGACGAGCGUUAUCCUGGGAGGAAGCUGGAGGCGGUGUGCAGCACCUACCUGGCCCUGGCUGUUAGUGCUGUGACAGCAGCUGCUCUUUCUGUGUUCAGCAGUCCCAGGGGAAAACUCAACCUGAUCCAAAUUCAGUCAUGCAUCCUCGCUGGUGGCGUCGCUGUCGGGGUUCCCAUAUCGGUAGUUCAUCACCCUUGGGAAGCCAUGGCAAUCGGAUUUACUGCUGCCAUUAUAUCCACCAUCGGAUUCAAAUAUCUGAAGAUCCACAUGCUGCUUGCAUUUGAGUGCCAUGACACCUGCGCUGUUCUGAGCACACAUGGACUUCCAGGGCUACUAGGAUGGCUUGCACAUUUCCUUCUGCAGAUGAAAGACUAUAGUGAUCAUACAUUGGCUGUCCGUUUUGCCAUGUUCCACAUUUGUACACUCUGCAUAAUCAUUUCUGUAAGUUUGUCCAUGGGAAUCCUUACAGGACUUCUUCUCAAGUGGAACUUCUGGAGACCCCCCCAAAACAAUAAGUGCUUUGAUGAUCAAGCUUACUGGGUGGUACGUGAAUGCAGAGAUGCAGAAAUGUUAUGCAGUUACUACCUUGAACGGCAAAUACACAAACACGUUUUUUGGACUUCAAAUUUUUGUCUUUUGCAGUUUCCCAAUCUUGCAGUGCGCAAGUAAGAGGAUACAAGAAGACCAAGUCUAACCCAGAGGCAAAAGGCAUUCUGGCACUAAUUCUCAUCACUGGACACAUCACUUUGACGUAAAACCAGAAACUUGUUAUUGUGUAUGAGAAAUAAAAACCAAGGCUCAACUGUGGAAAGAGGAAUGUCAAGACUCAUUUACUGCUCAGUAUGCUGAAAAAAACCCAAGGUCAGAGACGGCCUUGAUGUUUUGGAAAUUACAGCAGAAAAAAUGGUUAGGUGUUGUAAUUAAAUACAAAUCACUUAGGUAACAACACCCAAAUGUUAAGAAACGUUUGUUGUCUUCUAAUCGGCUUUUAAUGAGCUUUUUAAAUUCAACAAUGAAUCUGUUUUACUGCAAAGCUUUACAGUUGAUCUGGUGUUACU